This is a messenger RNA of Bombyx mori (domestic silkworm), 3268 nucleotides long. Its product is annotated as cytochrome P450 4C1. The coding region runs from base 204 to 1736 and encodes 510 amino acids. The transcript has 10 exons. Gene Ontology annotation, molecular function: iron ion binding; heme binding; monooxygenase activity. The record is from RefSeq and is a predicted model, not a curated record. NCBI's taxonomy places the organism in Eukaryota, Metazoa, Arthropoda, Insecta, Lepidoptera, Bombycidae.
AUGUUAAGUAUAGUUUUUGAGACGCAUGAUGUUCAGUUUGACUAGUUUUUAAGUGCUGCAAGUUUCGUGUCGACUUCGGAAGUCGGAUAAUCGUUGUUGCGAAACAAUACUAUAAAUGAGAGAUCUUUCCUUAGGCAAUUUUAUAACCCCGGCUUUAACCAAAGCAGACGUACGUGCGUUAUGUAAAAACGAAUUAUAGGAAAAUGAUUGCACUCCUUCUGAUAUUAGUUGGGCUCGGCUGGGUUUUAGUGUUCCGGUACAGACGGAGGAAUAUGUAUAAAUUGGCAGCGGCUAUCCCGACUCCUGACGAGACAAACCUGUUAGUUGGCGUGGCCCACAAAAUGAUGGGUAACACAGAGGAAAUAAUGUCGUCACUUCAAAGAUACAGCUACGAUUCCAUGAAACACAAUGGCAUAGUGACUAUGUGGUUGUUUCACAUUCUUUACUUUGUGUCAUCAAAUCCUUUUGACUUGGAGGUAAUUCUGAAGACCUGCUUGGAGAAAGACGAUUCACAUAGAUUUUUUCGACCGGGGAUAGGGAAUGGCGGCAUUUUUGCACCAGUGUCGAUAUGGCGAAGACGUCGAAAAAUUAUGGUGCCAGCGUUCAGUCCGAAAAUAGUUCACAGUUUUGUAGGAAUAAUCUCUGAGCAAAGCGAGAAGCUUGUUUCAAGUUUGAGUAAAUGCGUCGGCAAAGGGAUGUUCAGCUCUUGGCCUUUUCUAAGCGCUUACACAUUGGACUCUGUUUGUGAAACAGCAAUGGGCGUGAAUAUCAAUGCACAAGCAAAGGCUGAAUCAGAGCUCUUGAAAUCUAUGAACCGUUUUCUUAACGUAAUCUGUGAGAGGAUGUUUCAUGUAUGGCUGCAUCCGGAUUGGCUUUUCAAACAGUUUCCUGUGUUCAAUGAGCAUCAGAAGUGUAUUAAAGUGUGGCAUGAAUUUAUUGACCAGGUAAUUCAGAGUAAAAGAGAAGAGUUUCAGAUGGAGAAGAUUUCUAAAGAUCUAGAAGUGGAUACUCAUUAUGAUUUAGGGUCACACAAAAGUAAGACACUCCUGGAUCUUCUGAUUACGUUUUCUGGAGACGAAAAAGGUUAUACUAAUGUCGAACUACGAGAAGAAAUGCUAACAUUGACAGUGGCGGGCACAGACACAUCGGCAGUCGGUAUUGGAUUCACACUGGAGCUUUUAGCUAAAUACCCUAAAAUACAGGAAAACAUUUUCCAAGAAUUGUACGGAAUUUUCGACGGUUCGGAACGUGCCUUAGUUAAAGAAGAUUUAGAAAAGAUGAAAUAUUUGGAAAGAGUCGUGAAGGAAUCUCUCAGAUUAUUCCCUCCAGUUCCGUUUAUCAUAAGAAAAGUUUUAGAGGAUACGAGACUGCCAUCUGGUAACGUUUUGCCUGCCGGUUCAGGAAUAGUGGUUUCUAUCUGGGGAAUACAUAGAGACCCAAAGUACUGGGGUCCAGAGGCGGAACACUUCGAUCCAGACAGGUUUCUACCGGAGCGUUUUAAUGUCGAGCACCCGUGCUGCUACAUGCCGUUCAGUAGCGGCCCUAGGAAUUGUUUGGGUUAUCAAUAUGCAAUGAUUUCGAUGAAGGCUUCUUUAUCUGCGAUAUUACGUAGAUACAAGGUAGUGGGUGAACCGGAGAAAGGUCCUGUUCCUCGAAUCAGGGUAAAAGUGGACAUCAUGAUGAAGUCAGUGGACGGAUGCCAGGUGGCUUUGGAGAGAAGGCCGACCAAAUUAUAAUAUAUUAAAGAGAAAAUUUGUUGCUGAUAUUUCCAAUAGAACAUACUUCAUGUCUGAAAUAUAUUACAUUCAUUGAAUCGGUUUGUGCGCCACUUAUUCGUCCUUAUAGUCAUUAUGUCAGACAUAUUCAAACACUCUCUGAAUUUUGAGUUUGACGUUCAACCUAGCCCAAACACAUAAACACUGCGUUUCUCGCCGGAUCUUCUCCUGUGGGUCGCGAUUUCAAUCCGGUGGUAGCGAAGCAAUGCUCUUGCUAGGGCUAAUAUUAAGUUCUCCUGGGUUGAGCUCAGCUACCAACCCCUUAGGCUACCACCAAUCAAGUAGGAAAGAACUCUUAGAAAAUAAGCCUUUGUGAUUCAUAAAAAAGGCGCUCAUUAUAAGCCGAGUAUAUCACAUUGGAAUGCUGAUAUCACGAAGCAUUUGAAUUAUACAAGAACGAUAUAUGGAAGCAUCCAAUCUUAUAUUACUAAUCCUCCCACAUCGUGGCCUAAAGGAUAAGACGUCCGGUGCCCUCGUGUUGAGCGAUCCACCGGUGUUCGAAUCUCAGGCGGGUACCAAUUUUUCUAAUGAAAUACGUACUCAACAAAUGCUCACGAUUGACUUCCGCGGUUAAGGAAUAACAUCGUGUAGUAAAAAUCAAACCCGCAAAAUUAUAAUUUGCGUAAUUACUGGUGGUAGUACCUCUUGUGAGUCCGCACGGGUGGGUACCACCAUCCUGCCUAUUUCUGCCGUGAAGCAGUAAUGCGUUUCGGUUUGAAGGGUGGGGAGCCGUUGUAACUUUACUUGAGACUUGGGUAAUAGUUUUAAUUGAAUUUUAUGCUCAGCACUAUGCUUACUGUGCGAGUCACCUCUAGAGUGCAAAGAGUUAGUAUGCAGGAUAUUCAGGAAUUAAGUCUUGAAAUUUGUAACUAUACUGAGACCUUAGAACUUAUAUCUCAAGGUGGGUGGCGCAUUUUACGUUAUAGAUGUCUAUGGGCUCCAGUAACCACUUAACACCAGGUGGGCUGUGAGCUCGUCCACCCAUAUGAGCAAAUUAACAUAACCUAAAAUCCCAUUACCAUACCCAAUUCCAUUCUAACUCCUAGUUAUUAUGUGGCCCAGUGUUAAUAUAGCGUUUCCUGUGUAGGUGACAUUUUCUUUAUCUACAAUCUUCAAACCCCUGCUAGUACAAUUUCUUUGCUUCUUAUCGUCGAUUACGAGAGAUGCAAUUAAAUAUGCUUUAGUGAGUUUUCUGUUACAAUUGAACGAUCACAGAUGGUUUUGUAUUUUUGUUUUGUUCGUCUUGUCAUAUGGUUUGCCUUGUCGUAUAUGUAUUUGCUAAUUUAGAUAACUUUUUUAUGAUACCAAACCAUAGGGCCCGGGCAUAUACCUUUAUGCAUGGUAUUUGGUGAUCUGUAUUUGAGUGUAGUUGUUAAUAUUUGGUAAACGUUUCUGGCACGCAUACACUAUAAAAUUCCAGCUCGAUGCUGUCUGUACAUAUUAUUAUGUAUUUUUUUGUUUUGAAUAAUAAAUGUAGAUUAUCACACUUAAAA